Messenger RNA from Ectocarpus siliculosus, 2772 nucleotides. The record is from the annotation of a GenBank genome assembly. NCBI's taxonomy places the organism in Eukaryota, Phaeophyceae, Ectocarpales, Ectocarpaceae.
AUGCAAGAAUCCAGACAGUGGCCAAAAUGGAGAAGAUCACCACCUCCAACUCCCGUUGACGGGAUUGAUGGGAUCCCGCUUGCGGAUAUACGUCCCAGAGGUGCCGUCGGCAACGGGACGCUCGUGACCGCGCACCCAGCACCACGGGAUCCCCACCCACCUCCAGCCGAAGGCGGUGGUAGAGGCCCUACUCCCGCUUCAAUCACCACUGCUUCCUCCACAAAUGGACAAAAUGAUGCUGAAACAGACCGCUUGCCAUCCGCCCUCUCCUCCCCCUCCUCCUCCUCCUCCUGUUCCUCCUCGUCCGCAUCCAAAGGCCUCUCCCCUACCCCGUCACCGUCUCCGCAUCAAAGCGACCGCAACAACUCCUAUUACCCGAGCAACGACGAUGGUAUGCCCCUCUCAACGAUGGCAAAGAAGCCUCCGCCACCACCCCCUACCCCCCAGGACGAGGACCUUCAACCCGUACCCCCUGCUCUAGGAGCAAUAUCGGUAGACCGUCCACAAACAGAGAGCGAACAGCAGCCGCAGUCGCAGCCAAUGAGGUGGCGACAAUCUAUGGAUCAAGGCCGAAGCUUUGGACUGGGAGGAGGAGUAGGAGCACCUGCGGCUGCUGCGGCAAGUAAGACGGGGGAGUACAUGCGGGGGAUGGCAGCCGAGGCACGCGCCUGGAGCGCCAGAGCGCUCUCUGGGGCUGCGAGUGUUGACAAUAGUGGCAGUAGCUGGACCCGAGGCGAUCCUGUCGAUCCCGUGACCAUGUUGCUGCCGGACUCUGCUUUCGGGGAGCGGGUGGGAGGGCCCUCAGGAAGAGGGCCGUUGCUGCGAAGACUUCAGACUACUGUGUAUGGCAUGCUCGAUGACUUCGUGGUGGUAACUAUCUCUCGUCCGGGGCCUCUGUAUGUGCGCCUCAAACCUGAUUCUCGAGGCCUCGUGAUCGUUAACAACUUCGACGUGGUACCUGACGAUCCACACACUAGCUGCCCACGACUGGGACCCCUUGAGAGUGUGGGCACGGUGAUUCCUGGAGACGCGUUGGCCUCUGUUAAUCGAGAGGUGCUGUUGGGACGCCCGUUUUCGGAGUGCGUCAGGUGCAUCAAAGAGGCAUCCUCAAGUGCGACGGCAGCUCGCCCGUGCGUGCUGUGCUUCCGGAGAGCGGAUCCGGAGUGCUUGGGAGCAAACCUUGGAUCGCCUCCCAGAAAACUUGAGCAGGAGAAAUUCCGAUCCUUGGAACGGCUGUUGGAAGGAGGUGAAGGAGGCGUGAUGGAUGAAGCGAAGCUUCGGGGGAUUACAUCAACGGGUGUGCCCGACCAUGGGGGGUUGCGACCGGUUUUGUGGAGAAUCCUUCUCCGGUGUCUUCCUCCCAAUCGGCCUCAGUGGUCAGCGCACUUGGAAACGCAGCGGGUGCUGUACGCGCGGUUUGUCGACGAUCUAGUCUUAAAACCGGCGAAGAUCGUUACACAAGGUGGUGCCGACAGUCGAAGCGAGGAGACGAGCACAGCAGUACAAGCGACAACGAGCGCCAAUCGGGAUGGCGACAAGGCAAGCAGCGCCGCUGAGCGAUUAGUAGACGCUUCGAGUGGCCGAGGGGUGCCGCAUUCGCAUGGGAAGUCUGGAGGAAGCAACGAAGAAGCUUCAAGUUGCACGACGUUGGAGAAAUCUCCUCGGGGGGGAAAGGGGGGCGAUGAUCCCGUCCUCGAGGGACAGAAUAGUGAGCAAGACGUUGCUAAAGUCGAAGUAAUUGAGCAAAACAGGAUUCCCUCAGCGACGAAGCCGAGCCUCCAGCCUGGCGUUAGCGAACACUUUCCAGGCGAGCUGUGCCUGAAUCGCAAGUUAACCAAGGGACCGGUGGACGAUGACCCUCUGAGUAACAAAGACACAAGCGAGUGGGCCGCGCUUUGGUCUGACAAGGAGUUGAUGCAAGCCAUCGAUCAGGACGUAGUUCGCACAAUGCCAGACCUUGCCUUCUACGCCUGCCGGAGUAUCGAAGACAACGAUAGCGACAUGGUUGGCAGUAGCGCUAGUGGUGAAGGUGGCAGCGGUGACAGCUCGGAGGGCGAGCGGCGGCGACGAGGGCAAGAGAGGCGAGAGGCACUCGCCCGUAUUCUGUUCGUGCACGCCAAGCUGAACCCCGCCGAGAGCUACACUCAGGGUAUGAACGAGAUCGUGGCCACCCUAUACUUUGUUUUGGCCAGCGACGAGAACGAAGAAUGGAAUCGACAUUGCGAAGCAGAUACCUUCUUUUGCUUCACCAACCUCAUGUCGGAGAUCCGGGAUGUCUUUUUGGCCUCCAUGGACGAAAGCGAGAGUGGCCUCCACGGGAAAAUGGAGGCUUUCUCGCGGACUCUUCGGCAACACGAUCCGGAGCUCGCAGAACACAUGGUGAGCCUGGCGUUGGACCCUCGCUACUUUGCGCUCAGGUGGUUCACCACCCUUCUCAGCCGAGAGUUCGAUCUUCCAGAUACCAUCCGGCUGUGGGAUUCGUUGUUCGCUGCCCAAGACCGCUCGACCUUCCUCGUGUUCGUGUUCGUCACCUUGAUGCUGGCCCAGCGAGAGACGCUCCUAGCUGGAGACUUCGCGUCAAACUUGCAGUUAUUGCAAGCGUAUCCGCCGACGGACGUCCCGGAAAUUUUAGCCCAGAGCGAGGCGCUACGCCUGUUUAGCGCCAGGGGUGACGCGGCUAGGGCUGGGGGGUUGGCAGAGCAAAGAGCGAAAGAAGCGGCGGACGGUGCCAAGCAAGCGGCGGAGCAGUGUCUUGGUACGGUGAUGGCGUAA